AUGGUCCAGUCUGAACUUGUUUUCCAGGGCUGCUCGCCGCAGACGGACACUGGCGCAGUCUCAUCGGUCCCUGAGAACGGCAGUGUCGCCCAGAGACACUCCCCCGGCAGAGAAUGCAACAGGAGCCUGGAGGACUUGGUGUCUCGCCUGAAGCAGAGUCUGUGUCACUCAGCCCAGAGCCCCUCAGCAGAUGGCUCUGGCUGCAAACUCUGCCCCAUGGACUGGCUGUCGCACAGGGAAAAGUGCUAUUGGUUUUCUAAAGAAAGCACCAUCUGGAACAAGAGCCGUGAUGACUGCUCAGCGAAGAGCUCUCGAAUGCUAGUGAUCCAAGACCAGGAGGAGAUGGAGUUCAUACAGAACGUCACACAGGGUAAAUAUCAUGUCUGGCUCGGGCUCAGUGUUACGUCACCAGGGAAGAACUGGACCUGGGUGGACAGCUCCAAGUUAGACCAAACUCUGUUCCCAGAAUCAAGCCCUACUGAUCUAAACAGCUGUGGAAUGAUAAAAGGGAAUCAGAUUAAAUCUGAAAUUUGCAGCGCUGAAUUAAAGUGGAUUUGUCAGAAGGAAGCUGUGCCGCUAUGA
Molecule: messenger RNA, 582 nt
Organism: Terrapene triunguis (Three-toed box turtle)
Lineage: Eukaryota; Metazoa; Chordata; Testudines; Emydidae
Product: killer cell lectin-like receptor subfamily B member 1B allele C
Exons: 5
Coding region: 1-582 (193 amino acids)
Source: RefSeq, a predicted model, not a curated record